AUGUCGACCCCUGAGCCUAUUGCGAUUGUAGGAGCUGGACCAUCCGGGUUACUACUUGCUGUAUACCUAGAACAGCAUCAUAUACCAGUUGUAGUAUACGAAGGUGAUCCACAUCCUCAUUAUCGACCUCAAGGAGGAUCUUUGGAUCUUCAUGAAGAUACUGGUCUUUUAGCUUUGAAAGAGACGAACCUUUUGCAAGAAGCUAGUGUGAUGAUGAGACAAGAAGGUGAAGCUAUGAAGGUGGCCGAUAAGACUGGUAAAAUAUGGCUAGAUGAAAAUGUCCAAGAGGGUGAAGAAAAGAAAUUCGCUGAGGGGGAUGAAGUCACAGGUAGACCUGAGAUUGAUAGGACUGAUCUCCGCAACUUACUCAUCAACUCACUUUCACCAUCAACUAUUCAGUGGGAUCACAAAAUCAUUUCUGUCAAAGCUAUAAAUCCUUCUUUAUAUCAGAUCGAAUUUCGCAAUAAGCCUUCAAUAACUACGCCUUAUUUGGUCGGAGCGGAUGGAGCAUUCUCACUGAUUCGACCCUUGCUACACAACAUCAAACCAGAUUACUCAGGCAUAUCAAUGUAUGAUCUCAGUAUUUCCCCUGAGAACCUUACGCCUGAGCUGGAAGCUUUUAUUGGCAAAGGCGCCAUGAUGAUGCUAGAUGAUGGAAAAGCAUUCAUGCCUCAAAUGAACUCAAAGAGAUCAUGUAAAGUUUACUUAGCACUCAAAUGUUCUAGAGAAUGGCAAGAUGAAAAUCCCUUACCUGAGUCAGGAAGGAAACAAUGGUUAUGCGAUCUGUUUCAAGAAUGGACACCCAUAACACAUGAAGUCAUAAUGGCUUCCACAGAAGAGACUAUUUAUCCCAGAAGGAUUUGGCAAUUUGAUCCUGAUAUCAAAUGGGAAACAGAUAAGACUGGAGUUACCGUUAUGGGCGAUGCCGCUCAUGUGAUGUCACCAUUUGCAGGGGAGGGUGUCAACCAAGCUCUGGCCGACGCUUUACUCUUGGGUCAAACCUUGGUACCCAUUUUCACCUCGCCUUCCACCAACACCUCAGCCGUUGCACCCUCUCCACAGGCUCUGCAUGAAGCUUUGAGAAGCUUUGAGAAGCAGAUGCUUGCUCGAGCCAAAGAAGAGAUGAUAGGCUCAAAGGAAAACAUGGACAUUUUCUUCGGAGAAGAAGCUGCUCAACAUCUAGCGGAAUUCCUGGCUAAUCGCGGCCAACCACCUUUAGACAUGCACUAG
Messenger RNA from Kwoniella shivajii, 1230 nucleotides. RefSeq lists its product as uncharacterized. The coding region runs from base 1 to 1230 and encodes 409 amino acids. The record is from RefSeq and is a predicted model, not a curated record. Lineage: Eukaryota; Fungi; Basidiomycota; Tremellomycetes; Tremellales; Cryptococcaceae. Gene Ontology annotation, molecular function: FAD binding. The transcript is spliced from 4 exons.